GUGGAGGAACAUAAAAACCACGACACAGUGUCAGCUGCAGCAGAAUGGACUGAGAGGCAGAGAGAGCUCGAGCUGAGGAGACAAACAAUCCAGCAGAGAGUCCAGGACACAGAGAAAGACGUGAAGCUGCUUCAACAGGAGGAGGAGGCCCUCAAUGGCUCUGCUGAUAAAGCAGUGAAGGACAGUGAGGAGAUAUUCUCGGAGGUGAUCCGUCUGCUGGAGAAAAGAAGCUCUAAUGUGAAGCAGCAGAUCAGAUCCCAGCAGGAAACUGAAGUGAGUCGAGUCAGAGAGCUUCAGGAGAGACUGGAGCAGGAGAUCACUGAGCUGAAGAGGAAAGACCAUGAACUGAAGCAGCUCUCAGACACAGAGGAUCACAACCAGUUUCUACACAACUACUCCUCACUGUCACCACUCAAUGGAUCUACACACUCAUCCAGCUUCAGGAUCCGUCCUCUGAGGAACUUUGAGGACGUGACAGCAGCUGUGUCCCAGGUCAGAGGUCGACUACAGGACAUUCUGAGUGAGACAGAGACAGAGAUUUUACAGAUUGUGUCUCAAGUGGAUGUUUUACUACCACAACCAGAACCAGAGACCAGAGCUGACUUCUUAAAAUAUCCACAGGAAAUCACACUGGAUCCAAACACAGUGAACAAACAUCUGUUAUUAUCUGAGGGAAACAGAAAAGUUACAUAUAUGAAUAAAAAUCUGUCUCAUUCUAAUCAAUCAGACAGAUUCACUGAUUUGCCUCAGGUCCUGAGUAGAGAGAGUCUGACUGGACGUGGUUACUGGGAGUUGAAGAUGAAGGUGGGAAGAGGAGUUGGUGUAGCAGUAACAUACAAGAAUAUCAGCAGAGCAGGACGCUCAGAUGAAUGUGGAUUUGGAUACAAUGAUAAAUCUUGGUCAUUAUCUUGUUGUAGAAACAGUUAUACAUUUUAUUACAACAGGAUCAUGACUCCAGUGUCAGGUCCUGUGUCCUCCAGAGUAGGAGUGUACCUGGAUCACAGUGCAGGUGUUCUGUCCUUCUACAGAGUCUCUGACACCAUGACUCUCCUCCACAGAGUCCAGACCACGUUCACUCAGCCUCUCUAUGUUGGAGUGAGUGUUUAUUGGUCUGGAGCCACAGCUGAGUUCUGUAAACUCAAAUAGACUUGAGUCAUUAAAAGCAGUGAUUUAGAUUCUGUGUUUAAAUCUUUAACUUCUUUUGUCUCCAUGUUUGUUGAUCAAAGUUCGUCGUGGUGACGUUUCUGCUCCGCACAGAGAUCACCUGUCAAUCAUUCCUGAUGGGCAGCACUAUGAAGUCCUCUCAUUGGUCGUUGUGUUGAUGUUUAAGUUUGUUGAGCUGGACCCAUGUUGCAUCUCACUGCUCGUUGCUUCAACCUGCAGAAGCUUGGGUGAAGCUUCACAUUUCUCCUUGCAGAACAAGUGAAAUCUGAAAACUGAUGCACAACCACAAGAGGGAGCCUUUGUUUUGUGGACCACACCCUGUGGUAUGUGUUGCUCACACAACUUCCAUCAGUCAGGCUGGACUCGGUCACAGCCUGGCUCUAUGAAGCAUUCUAACAUCUCUCUUUACCCUCAGCCGCGCUGCAGAGGUUAUCCAAAUUAAUCCUUUUCAACACGUGGCAUGAAAUUCUAAAAUUUAGCUCGUCUUGGGUUUUUUCAGAAUGUGUGUGUGCAUGUCCCAUACACUUGCCCAUCUGAAAACAUCUAUAGUGUGUUUUUUUUUAUAUCUUUUGUAAUGCUGUUUUUUUUUUUUUAUUACUGCCUUGUGUCAGAUUUCCAUCUUUGUUUUCUUCUCCGCCUCCUAAGCUGUAAAGGUGAAAUAUGUAACUGCACUUUUAAUAAAGAAAAUCGUUUGCUUCUUUAAAGUG
This is a messenger RNA of Platichthys flesus (European flounder), 1871 nucleotides long. RefSeq names its product tripartite motif-containing protein 16-like. The transcript has a single exon. Gene Ontology annotation, molecular function: protein binding. The record is from RefSeq and is a predicted model, not a curated record. Lineage: Eukaryota; Metazoa; Chordata; Actinopteri; Pleuronectiformes; Pleuronectidae. The annotation marks the transcript as partial.